AUGACGCAGUUGUUCCUGGUGACCCUGGUAGGUGUCGUCUCCGCCGCCCCUCAGUUCGAAGUCGACCCUAACGAGCCGCCGACGCCCUAUGACUUUGGGUACGGUGUGUACAUUGAGGAGACGGGUGACGCCAAGGAACACAAGGAGUCCGUCUCCCCGUCAGGACGGACCGAGGGAGAGUACCGCUGGCUACAGCCCAACGGACUCUUCAGGGUGGUCCGAUACUAUGUGGAUGGCGACUCAGGUUUUCAAGCCCAAGUGAGUGAAGAACCCGGCCCGGACGUCGUCAAUUACUAUACCAACUCCCUCAGCCAAGAGACAUCUUCAGGGACAGCCGCAUCUCAGGGCUUGGCUAAGAGCAUUGAUGUUGGCCAAUCUACCCUAGGAAUCGCUGCCAACCUGAUCAGCGCCCGCCAGCCCAGUCGCAGCCGCCCGGCCACUCUCAAACCCGCACAGACAUUCCAAAGUCAACAACAGAGCUUCAGUAGGCAACAGAGCUUCCGAAACCAACAGAGCUUCAACAGCCAACAAGGAUCUUUUGGCAAUGUGAUUGAUGGCGGGAUCAUUGAUGGCGGGAUCAUCGAUGGUGGAAUCAUUGAUGGAGGAAUCAUCGACGGCGGUUUUAUCAAUUAAACAAGUUUUGAAAUUGACUACAGAUGCGACCCUCGCUCCCAAGUAGACAGUACACACGAAUGUUGGAAAUGGUAUUAAAUACCGACAAACUGAAGAUUAAGACACAUGUGUAACAGUUAGGUAUCUUUAUUGAUGAAACAUUUCGACAACACAGUAGACUUCUUUAGUAAAUCCAGAGGGAGCAGUAGUACUGCUCCCUCUGGAUUUAACUGAAGAAGCCUACUGUGUAGGCUAAAUGUUUUAUGAAUAAAGAUACCUAACUGUUGUACCUGUGUCUUAAUCUUCAGUACACAUGAAGCACAGAGAAUACGAGUCGGCAGCCAUCAUUCAUGAAACCCGUGGAUAUGGCAAACAUGGAAAUAAGUAAAUCAAAUCAAGGAACGGGUGGGUCUUGAACCCAUGGCCAGUGAGUCCUAGGACUCACUAGCCAUUUCGUGAGUCAUGAUGGUAAUAAGGUCGCCCUAACUGAAAAAAAAGAGGUCUAAGAUCUACAUCUUCUGUGGAGACGUUUAAGUUAUCUUGCCUCUUGCUUGUCUGGCAACAGAUCAUUGUAGUCAUCUGUAUAGAUUUUGCUUUGUUGAUGCUGAGGAACAACGUCGACAGUGGAUGACUUGUUACCAUUAGUUUUAGCUCGGUGGACUCAAAUAGAAUCCUUGUUGAUACAGUUAUAAACUCGAGUUGAAGUUCAGGUUUGACUGAAAUUUCUGAACUUGUUUGAAGCCGACUCAUAUUCACAGUAUUUCAUUAAUAUAUAUA
Cherax quadricarinatus is the source of this 1389-nucleotide messenger RNA. Lineage: Eukaryota; Metazoa; Arthropoda; Malacostraca; Decapoda; Parastacidae. The record is from RefSeq and is a predicted model, not a curated record.